Messenger RNA from Tetranychus urticae (two-spotted spider mite), 2446 nucleotides. RefSeq names its product E3 ubiquitin-protein ligase RMND5A. Gene Ontology annotation, cellular component: GID complex; nucleus; cytoplasm. Lineage: Eukaryota; Metazoa; Arthropoda; Arachnida; Trombidiformes; Tetranychidae. Gene Ontology annotation, molecular function: ubiquitin protein ligase activity. Gene Ontology annotation, biological process: proteasome-mediated ubiquitin-dependent protein catabolic process. The record is from RefSeq and is a predicted model, not a curated record.
AAGAGUCAAAGAUCUUUGUUUUUAUUGUUUUGGUAGGGAAGGAGAGAGACAAGUUGAAGAAAGGAAAGAAGAAGAAGAAAUAAUUUAUUUAAUCCUUUUUGUCCAUCCAUUUUGCUAUUUUUUUGUGGUUAAAAUUUUCUUAUUGUUAUACUAAUUACAUUUACACCAUUAAUUACUAUAUUGUUCAUUUUGUGUUAAGCCUUUCACACUUGUUUACAUCAUUAGUACCAAUAUUGAAAACAGUGAACCCAUUUGGGUUGCCAUGAAUUCUAUUUUAAAUGUUGAAAAAGAUGUGGACAAGGUUAUUAAUAAAUUUACGAGCAUCUUGGAUCACUGUGAUACCUGUUUAUCUGAUCUCAUCUCUGAAAUUGAAAACAUGAGAAGAGAUUUACUAGAAUCAAAUGAUCCAGAGGAUAUUUUACCAAGCUCUAUCAGGGUUAACCUUAUAAACCAUGCAAUCAAAAAGAUUCAAGAUGUUACAGUACAAUUGGCAAAGGAGCAUCGUGAUUUUCAUGGUGCCGUAUCACGAGUGGGUAAAGCAAUCGAUAAAAAUUUUUCUGGUGAAUAUGGAUGUAUGGAGAACAGAUCUCUUUGGAGUGAUGAAGAAUCCAAAACCAGUCUUAAUCGUGUUGUGAUUGAGCAUUUUAUGCGUAAAGGAAUGCUGGAUAUUGUAGAUGCCAUAGCAGCCGACACUGGCAUAGAGAUAUCAGAAGAGGUUAAAAAACCAUUCACCGAGUUGAACAAAAUCUUGAUUUCUUUACGUAAGCGUGACUUAAAACCAGCUCUUGAUUGGGUUGAGGCCAACCGAGCUAGAUUGGCGGAACAAAAUUCAAACCUUGAAUUUAAGUUGCAUCGUUUACAGUUCAUUGAGUACCUUUCGCAAGGAGUUGGAAAACAGUCCGAGUUAAUUGCCUUUGCUCGUAAUAAAUUACAACCUCUUGUUAGUAGCCAUGAAAAAGAAAUACAAACUCUCAUGGGAAGCCUAUUAUACCUUAAAACGGGUUUAGAAAAUUCACCUUAUGCCUAUCUAUUGGACAUUCUCAAUUGGAGUGAGAUAUGUGAUGUCUUCAUUCGCGACUCUUGCUGCCUUAUGGGAAUGAGUGUAGAUAGUCCACUCAACAUUGCCUUUGAAGCUGGUACAAUUGCUUUUCCGGCCUUGCUCAACAUCAGACAAAUGAUGAAUUCACGUCGUGUGGCCAAUGUAUGGACCGCUAAAGACGAACUGCCCAUAGUCAUUGAGUUGGAUAGAAAAUUUCAAUUCCAUUCCAUUUUUGCCUGCCCAAUACUCCGACAACAAAGUUCAGAUGCUAAUCCACCAAUGAGAUUAGAUUGUGGUCAUGUUAUUUCUAGAGAUGCUCUUACCAAAAUGUCCAAUGGAAGCACAAAAGUUAAAUGUCCAUAUUGUCCAGUUGAACAGAAUCCUCAGAACGCAAAGCAAAUAUUCUUCUAAACUUGGUAUCAUGCAUCAAAAAUUCAAAAGACAAAAAGUUGGAUACGAGAAGGAAUAACAAUUCCAAAAGUCAUUGUUAUAACUAUUCUUUAAUAUAUAAAUAUAUAUAUUUGACAACUUACUAAAUCAAUCUCAGCAGCUCAUACUUUUCUACUUCUUAACAAAUCAUCGUCAUCUUCAAAGCCAUUGAAACAUCUUUAUUGUUAACAUCGAAGUAUCAGUUGGAUUAACUUCUUCAACUGAGCCACUUUACAAUCAAACAAAAAAAUUGCAAGCUACACUAAUCAAUGUCGAUAAGUCUGAUGCAUCAUCUCCCAUUAAUUAAAUGAAACCGAAACGUUAUUUUACAAAGCACGCGGUUCAGAGUUUUUUAUGGAUGGGAAAUUUAUUACCUUUGAUGGAUAAACAGCAAAGCUUAUAAUGUUUAGCAAACAUUUCCAACUUCAACAGAACACUAAAGAUUUUUUUCAGAAGAGCGAAAAAGACAGCGGAGACCAAGCAAAUCGACAUUUAGCUGUAUCUACCGUUAAAAAACAAAUCUAAUCAAACUUAAUUUGUGUACAUAUGACUUAUAUUUUUACCUUGUCCAUUGAAUUCAAAGGAUCAUGGCGAGCCAUUUCAACCUGUUCAAACAUUGAGACACAAGACUUCAUUUUAGCCUCCUGAUAUAAACCUAUUUUUACGUGAUUAUGAGCUUUGAUUUUAAAACAAAAUCCUCAACCAACUGAAACAAAUCAAUCAAUAUUUUGCUGCGUUCUUCAGUGUUUAAGCUAAGACAAUUUUUCAUACAAGUUCAAAACAAAAAACAACAAAAAUACGAGUACGAAUAAGUGAGGGUCCAAAAUCGAUCAUCAAUACAAAGCGUUCCAAUAUUUGAUAAACGUUUGCAAUCAAAUUGUUCGAUAAAAGAUAAUUAAUCUUCAUAAUAUCUUAAUCUUUUCUAUUGUAACUAAACCGACAAAAAACAAGACAAUUCAAAUAAAUAAAUUGAAAAUA